Molecule: messenger RNA, 1421 nt
Organism: Glossina fuscipes
Lineage: Eukaryota; Metazoa; Arthropoda; Insecta; Diptera; Glossinidae
Product: peptidoglycan-recognition protein 3
Exons: 5
Coding region: 378-1271 (297 amino acids)
Biological process (GO): peptidoglycan catabolic process
Molecular function (GO): zinc ion binding; N-acetylmuramoyl-L-alanine amidase activity
Source: RefSeq, a predicted model, not a curated record
UUGCCAUUCGUAUAAACACUUGAAAAAUUCGUUGAAUUUGUUGAGAGUUUUCGUGUGCAUUUACUUUGAAAUUUUCAACUUGACUUGAUAUAAAAUUAUUCAAAAUUAAUUUCUUACAAACAAAAUAUGUUACAUUUAUUCAAUGAAUUUAAGGCGACUUCAAAGAUUAGAAAAUUGUACGCAAUGUAUGACCUGAGAAAAGUACCAGAUUCCUGAGAAGGAUUUCUGAAAGAAAGAACGAAAGAAAGAAAGAUAGACAUUUCUCUUUCCAUAAAGCAUAUAACGAUCAAAUCUGCCAUUAUUUCUUUUUUAAUUUUUUUGCGGUGCCUUGGUGUUUUUCAAAAUAAUUCAUUAAGUCAUUUAAGAUAUAUUCGAAAAUGAAAGAUAUGCAACAUGGUCGGUCGUAUGGUUCGUUAGAUGAUAAUCUUAUUCCGCCGGUAAAUAUAAGGAUCGAAAAUGAUGAGAGAACGCCUUUAUUGAUGAAUCAUUGUCAUAGCGUCGGUGCAUUCGAUGAAUGCGAAUACGACGAUGAGCUAUGUAACGAUAGGCUGCUGACGUCGUUUAAUUCGUUAGACGAUAAUGUUACCACUGUGACAUUGAUUAGUACCGUACCUGAUGCUAGGAACAAUGUCGAAGCUUUUCAUUGGGAAUUACGUUUGGUGGCCUUUAUCCUCUUACUGUUAACUAGUGUGGCACUGGCUAUAUAUCUGCUGAUAAUUGAAUCCCGUUUGCCAGCUGUAACGUUUUCUCUGGACUUGAUCAGUCACGAUAUAUGGAGCAAAAUGCAAGUAACAAACGAGAAUCGCAGGAAUUACGAGAACAUUACCAAAAUAAUACUUAUGCAGACGGGUGGUGAGAAUUGUUUUACACCAAAGAGUUGCUUAGAGAUUUUACGGAAAAUGCAGCUGAACUAUAAUAGCGAAGGUUUAGAAUUACCUUAUAAUUUCCUAAUAGGCGGUGAUGGACAAACGUAUGAGGUGCGUGGUUGGGAAUAUCCGAAUGGUAUGACUGGGGUCUCACAAAAGGAUUCACUUUUAAUUGGAUUAAUAGGCGAUUUCACUUAUGCAGUGCCUAAUGCCAAAUUGUUGACGACAAUACGUUCGUUAAUUAAAGAAUCUCUGAAACGUCAUAAAAUCCAUGAUAAAUAUCGUAUAUAUGGUUUACGAAAUAUGACGCAACUACAAAAAAAACAAUCAUCACGUCACGAAGGCGAAAAAUUAUUCGUCGAAAUUAUGAAAUGGUCAGAAUUUGAGAAUAUUUUCUUCAUUUAAUGACAGAGAGAGAGAGAGAGAGAGAAGAGACGAAGCUCAAUUCAAAAUUCGAUAUGUCGAUGAAAUAAAUUCCGUUAUUAUUUUCUGUGAAAAAUUGAGAAUUUAUUUGAAACUUAUAAAUAAAAUUGAAACAAAUUAAAGAGAAAAAAA